This is a messenger RNA of Ilex paraguariensis (yerba mate), 1491 nucleotides long. Lineage: Eukaryota; Viridiplantae; Streptophyta; Magnoliopsida; Aquifoliales; Aquifoliaceae. The record is from the annotation of a GenBank genome assembly.
AUGGGAAAGAAGCUUGAUGCUCUGUUAGGAAGAAAAUUCAAGACCACAAAACUUAAAGCCACUGUCAACCUUGCCAUUUCUCGACUUUCCGUCCUCAAGAACCAGCGUCAGACCCGCUGCUCCCUGGCCAGGUCUGACGUUCUUCAACUCCUCAACCUUGGCCACCAUGAAAGAGCUCUCCUACGGGUUGAACAAGUGAUCAAGGAGCAGAACAUGGUAGAUGUGUUUGUUAUGGUAGAAGGCUAUUGUCUAGUGUUGAUAGAGAGGGUCAACCUUAUUGAACACGAAAAGGUUUGUCCUGAUGAAUUGAAGGAGGCUAUAUCAAGCUUGAUUUAUGCAUCCACGAGAUGUGGGGAGUUCCCAGAGCUUCCAAAGAUUCGGGCGAUUUUCACUUCUCGUUUUGGAAAGGAAUUUGCAACCCGUGCAAUUGAAUUACGCAACAAUUGUGGAGUGAAUCCUAAGAUGAUACAGAAAUUGUCAACCAGAACGCCAAGCUUGGAGAACAGAUUGAAGGUGCUCAAUGAAAUUGCUUCUGAGAACAACAUCGUUCUGCAAAUUGAGGAAGUUUCUCCAGUAACCACAGAGUUGCUGGAGAAAUCAGACACAGAACAGAAGCAGGAUCAGCCUAAGUUAGACCCAUCAACUCAUUCUAUCAGUGCUAAACUCGACGACAAUUUACCAAUAUCUCCUGAAGAGCUUGUAAGAGUUGAUGGUUUCUCAAAUUCAAUGGAAGCGAGAAAAAAGUUCAGGGAUGUAGCUGAUGCUGCUCAAGCAGCAUUUGAAUCAGCAGCUUAUGCAGCAGCAGCCGCAAGAGCAGCUGUGGAACUCUCUCGGUCUCGAUCACAUGAUCCUGAUGAUUCCCAUAGUCCCAAUACGCUGCAAAGGAAAGGAGCCAGCAUCUAUCAGCCAAUGAAAUCUAAGCUUCAGAUUGGUGAGGAAGUCGGUGACAUAAGUGUUGGAUUAGGAUUUGAAAAAAAAUACCCUAUUCCAAACUUUUUAUCUGAAUCUGAAGAUGAAGAAAUGUAUAACAAAAAUAAGUCUGAAAAAGCCAACCAUGGUAAAAGAGAACUGCAGUUCAAGAGAUCCAUUUCUUCGUCAGGUUCAGAUUCAGCAGAUAACAUUUUGAAGGGCUCUAAAUUGCCUUCGGACUUAGAGGGGCAGAGCAAGGCGUUUGGGAGGACAACAGGUUUUGAUGAGAGUGACGACGAGACAGAAAAUGAACAACCCAGAAUCCUAUUAUCAAGGACCCAUGACUUGGGUUUUGGAAUAAAGCAUGCUUCUGCGACUGAAGUUUUGAGUUCUGAAGAAUCCAGUACUAUUAAGCACGAAAAGAACUUUCCUUUAAGAUCCCAAGCCGGCCUGGAGGAGGAACCAGUGCCUGGAGACCCCAAGCAACAUGUUGCUCAAGGGUCCAGGAUACAUAGUGCAGAGCCUUUAAAUGCAGAGAACAGGCCAGUCUCUGUGAGAACCAGACGCACACAAAGGCAGUGA